Messenger RNA from Periophthalmus magnuspinnatus, 6772 nucleotides. RefSeq names its product protein phosphatase 2, regulatory subunit B'', alpha (gene ppp2r3a). Gene Ontology annotation, molecular function: protein phosphatase regulator activity; calcium ion binding. Gene Ontology annotation, biological process: protein dephosphorylation. Gene Ontology annotation, cellular component: protein phosphatase type 2A complex. The coding region runs from base 1063 to 5001 and encodes 1312 amino acids. Lineage: Eukaryota; Metazoa; Chordata; Actinopteri; Gobiiformes; Gobiidae. The transcript is spliced from 14 exons. The record is from RefSeq and is a predicted model, not a curated record.
AGAGCCUGUCCGUGGCUGUCAGUCUCUGCUACACCCCGCCCCGCCGAGCCUCUGCCGGGAACUCCCCCUGAGUUCCCCCGGUGUCUCCUCCGCGCUCUGCUCAGUCUCUCCAUGAGCUGUCACACUCAAGUAUUCCCGCACACACUCACGCAUCCACGCACACGCCCGGAGCAGGAGUAACGCCGCGUGGGGAGCUGCACAGAGCGGCUCGUUGUCGCGGGGACCGGAGGAAAAAGGCGGUUUGAUUUCGCUUCGUCUUUGGCUUCGUCGUGACUUCAGUUUUUUUUUUGAAGGGGAAAGAAACGAGACACAAGCGGGAGCCACGGAGGCGGAGUUGUCCCGUCCAAAAACAUCCUUCCCUCUCGAGAACUGUCACGUAGCGACCCGGAGUGACUGGCCCACACUGAGCAAACUACCGCCAACCAUCUGCGACCCAUCUUUUACUCUUCCACAUCUGCUUCAAAACCCAAUCCAAAUAGAAAAAUAAGGGGGACUUUUGACAAAUCUCUACCCAUGGGAUGUACCCGCGCCGGGGGUAUGAUGUUGGUUGAAGACUCCCCCCGCUUUGAUUAGGCCUCUGGGGGGGACGGAUGAGGAGGGAUGGGUGAGGAGACCCCCAGCUGGAUGUUCCGCUGUGGCCCCCAUCACGGCUGUCAUUAGUGGGUAAUGAGGGGCUGUUAAGAGGGGAGCCUGCGGAGAGAGGAGGGACAGUACAUCUGCUAUUCACAGCUCUGGAGAUUUUAGACAUUUCUGCAGAGGAAGAGAGAAUUGUGACGAAUUAAAAACAUUUCUUGGAUUAAUUUGAACAUUUUUGAUUUGCUACAUUGUUUUAUUACUGCAAAUUUUGGCGCUUUCGAUUAGCUUUUUUGCGAAAACUGCCAUACUGCUUUGGCUUCGACCAUUUUUUAACCUGGCAAAAAACUAAGCUAACCAUUGCUAACUGGAUUAUAUCAAUUUAAUUUUUUUUCAAGAUGACCAUCAAGUUUUUCUUCCUAUCAACUGGAUAAAACCCACUGUAUCAUAAAAAUCUUUCGCUGACAUCUCAUUUGGACGUUCACAAUCAUGGCCGCAGCUUAUCGCGUCGUCGUUAGCAGUAUUAGCUGUUACAAUAGCGUUGUUGUGGACCGGCGCGCUCACUCCCACGCCGUGCACUACUGCUCUGGGCCAUGUGGGGCGCUGUCACAAGGACUGGACUGCACCCUGGCCCAUAGAGGAACCUGCUCUGAGCUCCUCGUUGCUCCAGAGAUGACGUACAAAGAUGCUAACAACGCAUCUAUACAGUCCAGGAACAUGAGUCAACAUUUGUCCAGUCACGGUAAAAGUAUUUCGAUAGAUAGCGGGUACAGUAGCGGCCUUGAAAGAGCAGGGAGCAGCGGUAAUUUGUCCAUAGGAGAAGAUACGUCUACUUUGCGAAGUAAAAAAGCAUCGAGCGGAUCUAUCGGGAACUUGUCUGGCAGUUUAAAAGACAUCACCGAGGAAGCUAUUAAUUUAGCCAGUGGAAAGCUCAAAGAAUUCUCCUUUGACAAACUCCGCCUCUCGUCCUCAAAUCAUGUCACUUUCAGAAAAGGACGAAAAGUGCGUCCGGAUUCGUUUAGCCGGCGGUCCGCAGACUUGGAGAUAAUCUAUGGGCACUUUAGCUCCACUGUCACCUCUAAUGGCACGGCUAAUGGCAUGACAAAUGGCCUAAGUGCUCCCAAUGAUGAGAAUGUGCAGUCAUUUGGGUUAGUUAAAAGCUUAGAGGAGACGAAACAGAAAGGCAACUCAAGCAACCUGUCCGCUAUUACUAAAGCAAGUGGGGGUUCUUCUGGAAGUUUGUCGACACUCAGCUCCUUAGACCAGAGCAUGAACACGAUUACUUCCUUGUAUCGUAGCACAAUGGGGGAGGAGAAUCUGAUCGCUCGUUUGUUGGAGAAAACGCGAGCUGAGGUGGGCAGUGGUGGAGGAGAGGAUAUACGAGCUUGUUUGGACAUCCUUCUCAAAUGCUCUGAAGAUCUGAAGAAGUGUACUGACAUUAUCAAGCAGUGCAUUCGCCGAAAAGCAGGUGGAGGUCACGAAGACGGCGGAGCUAGCCCUGAUAGUGUGUACCGGGCGAUGAUGACGCGACUUAGCUCCUACCUAAAAAGACUACCCUUGGAUUUGGAAGGCAUCAGUAGCGGGCAAGGGCACAGCGAACUUGCCGAGUUGGUGAACAGCCUUCACUCGCUGCAGCAGUCUCCAUUCUCGCCAAUUUUUGGCAACGAGCAGCCGCCACGUUACGAAGAUGUAGUCCAUUCCCCUCCCAUUACAAAAUCGUACAUGUCGUCAUCUUUGAAACCAGAUUCUAACGCAAAAUCGCCCAUGAGUUCUCCGUCCCGCACUCCGACGCUUACAAACGGUCUACAGCACUCAACGUCCAUAAGCCAACACACGCUAACUGUUCCGUCUGUAACGUACUCUUCGUCGAGCGCCUCUUCCUCUCCAUCGCAUUCGCCUCUUCGAACUUCUCCUACGCCGCCAUACGCGCACACACCCCCAGCAUCGCCCAUGGAGGCUCUGUACAUCGAAGAGGAAGACGCACCUGAUCAAAUCGUCGAAAUACCUCCAAAACAGUCAAAUAACAUCAAUGGGUCCGUGGUAAACCAGCAAUAUCACUUGUCAAAUAAUCCGCCAGGUAGUUCCAGCUACAGUCCGAGCUGGCCUCCUGCUUCUACGCCGCCAAAUCUGGCAACGCCUCAACCGGUUACACAUAGAAACGAAGAUAUCGACAAGUUGUUAAUGGACUUAGAAAACUUAUCGCAAAGUAUGAGCAAUCCACCGCUUCCUGCAAAGACCAGGAAAAGAGAUAAGCUAAGUAAUAACGAUGGUUUCGGUCAACCCAAAUCGAUGCAAUUUCAGAUUCAGAAACAAGUAUCUUUGAAUGGACCUAGGUCAAAAUCUCCAAUUCCUGUUGCCUUGUCUCACAUUGAAAGCAACCAAAGUGGAGCCGGCGAGGAGGAAGACGGAGCACUUUUGAUGAGGAUUUUGGAAAGUAUUGAAAGUUUCGCUCAAGAGCUUGUCGACUCUGGCGCGGGGAGUACAGGAAGCGCUGAAAGAAGUAGCGGUAAAGAGCGAGAGGUGAUGAGGUUGCUGCAGGAUACGCUAGCCUCUACUAGCAGGUCGACUACCCCGCUAGAAAGUUUGCUAAUAACAUCUGCUCCUGAUCUGGAGAAUGAAAUCCCACCGGCGAUCCCACCAAAACAAUCCCAUUCAACGACAUACAUGUCCGAAAGUGGACCCGAACCUCCGCCCGUGCGCCAAAUUGACUCCUCCCCCAAACAAGUGCCUAUUUCCCUUCCAGAACCUGUACUUCAAGUCACAGAACCACCCACGAUCACUGAAGUUACCGUAUCAGACUCCACACCUGCAAGCUUGCAUUCCUCAGUAACUUUGACUGUAUCGGAGCCUGUACCCGAAGCUCCGCCCCCCGUUUCCACAACGACAGCAGAACCAGGAAGUGAACUCACCAACAAGCCCAAUGUGGUGAAAGACACUGGGUCGACUCUUCUCAUCCAGCAGACUCCAGAAGUGAUCAGGGUUCAGUCCAAACCAGAGAAGAGACCAAUCACCCCUCCCGCCGCACCUGCCCCAGCGGAGCUCACGGUCGUCCCGGCGACACGCACCCCCAGCCCGCCCCCCGCCCCGGUCAUAAUCACCCCGCCCCCACCCGCCAUCAACAUUCCCAGAUUCUACUUCCCCCGCGGGCUUCCUGUGGUAGGCCCCUCCCCCAACCAUGACGCCACCAUCGCUACCAUAGAAACCGCCUUCACCGAGUUCGAGGAUGAGAAGGCGGACAUUUACGAGAUGGGGAAGAUAGCCAAGGCAUGUGGCUGUCCUCUGUACUGGAAGGCCCCCAUGUUCUACGCAGCAGGGGGAGAGAGGACCGGCUUCGUCUCUGUUCACUCCUUCAUUGCAACAUGGAGAAAAUUGCUGCACAGUUGCCAUGACGAUGCGUCCAGAUUUAUUUCUCUGCUGGCCAAACCCGGGUGUAACUUCCUGGAGCAAGAGGACUUCAUCCCUCUGCUUCAGGACAUCGUGGACACACAUCCUGGACUGACGUUUCUGAAGGAUGCACCCGAGUUUCAUUCCCGCUACAUCACGACGGUGAUCCAGCGGAUAUACUAUGUGGUCAACCGCUCCUGGUCCGGGCGCAUCACCACGACGGAGCUGCGCCGGAGUAACUUCCUGCAGACUCUGGCUCUGCUGGAGGAGGAGGACGACAUAAACCAGAUCACAGACUACUUCUCGUACGAGCACUUCUACGUUAUCUACUGCAAGUUCUGGGAGCUGGACACUGACCACGACCUUUACAUCGACCUCAAGGACCUCUCCAGAUACAACGACCACGCUUCUUCAAACCGAAUCAUCGAGAGGCUGUUUUCUGGAGCUGUGACUCGGGGUAACGCCGUGCAGAGAGAGGGACGCAUGAGCUACGCCGAAUUCGUUUGGUUCCUCAUUUCAGAAGAGGACAAGAAAAACCCCACCAGUAUCGAGUACUGGUUCCGGUGCAUGGACGUGGACGGGGACGGCGUCUUGUCCAUGUUUGAGCUGGAGUACUUCUACGAGGAGCAGUGCGAGCGUAUGGAGCGCAUGGGAAUAGAACCUCUGCCUUUUCAGGAUCUACUGUGUCAAAUGUUGGACCUCGUCAAACCGGAGAAUCUAGGGAGGAUUACCUUGAGUGAUCUGAAGAGGUGCAGAAUGGCCCACAUCUUCUUCGACACCUUCUUCAACCUGGAGAAAUACCUGGACCACGAGCAGAGGGAUCCGUUCGCUGUGCAGAAGGACAUCGAUAGCGAGGGUCCGGAGCCGUCAGACUGGGACAAAUAUGCCUCAGAGGAAUAUGAGAUUCUGGUCGCCGAGGAGACUGCAAACGAACAGCUGCAUGAUGGGUCGUUCGAUGAUGACUACGAUUCAGAAGAACUGCACGUCCCCGGGGACAUUGGAAACAAAAUGGAGAAACUUGUUAUUUCUGAUCUCACUGCUUAAAAAACAUUUCCUUGGAACUAUGUGUCUUGCCUUUCUGGAAUGAGACGUACACAACCGGUGGCCAAUGCAUCACUUAUUCUGAAGACUUUUGGUGCAGAGAAAAACAAAGCAUCCUGGAAUUUUUACGACUGGCAACUUCCCAGUGGUAAAUAACUCAAAUUAAACUAGAUGCCACCAAAUUACUAUUUAUUUUUGGAGUAAAAGAAGAUAUUUAACUGCCUUUGUACAGCUGACAAUCUCACCAAAGGACUAUAAAGUACAAAAACUGUAUAAUGUAAGCAAAUGUUACAAAGCAAAAGUUGGACAAUGCUCUUAAAGAUUUGUUAGAGAUUGUGCAAGUCUGUGAAGCAAUAGAAGGGAAAGUCUACUUGUCAAUACAGCACCCUCUUGUGGCAAAUCUUAGUAAUUGCAUGGCAUUUUUGUUUGAAGAAGUUGCCGGCCAAACUGCUGCUCUAUUCUUAGACGAGUAUUAUCAGCUCUCACUCCGCCUCUCUCCGCUUUCAUUUCUCAAACCAAGGAUCUGCCUGUGAAGCGCUGAGUAAAUGUACAUUAAGUAUUCAAGUAAAAAAUACAACACUCUCUGGUAGAGUUGCCAAAAUAUUUUCAUUUUGUUAAAUCGUUGAUGGGAAGUGUGACGUCUUUGUUGCUUGCUCGGAUCCAUACUACUGUUCAGUUGAAUGACCUGUAUGUUUUCAGGUUGCGCCAGUGCUAAAUUUACAUUAUUCUAAAUAUUUUGUUCUCAACAGUGUUUUUAUAAUUCAUGCUCACAACUCGCAGGAUGUAAAAUUAUUUUGGAAAUUUUGUUUUUACCCAGUUUUGUUUAGAAACUUGAAUGCAACAGAGUGAAGGAAAUGUUGCUUGAGGCGUUAAAGUAUCUGUCAUUGCUCUUCUUCUUCUAAGUUAUGUGUAGCAUCGGCGUUGGCGUUAUCGUUGGCGUUAGCGUUGGCGUCGGCGUUAUCGCUGUAGCUCUUUGCCGGUGCGGUUGGACAGAUGUGUCUCUCCUCUGUGCACUCCUGUCCUGAGCGUGUCUGUGUUUGUUCAUAGAGAUGGAGGAUGGAGUGUUUUGCUGAGGCUCUGUUUAUACACCUCUGUCGUCACUACGGUAACAGUGUCCCCAUCCCGGGUUUGUUUGUAGAAGUUUUAAUUAGGGAUAGGGCAGUGCUUGUCCAGUGUCUCCAAAGCUCAAGCCAUAUACCUCCUGUAUGUUCAUUACUGUAGACACGGCUCCUCUGCACCUCUGUACAUGUGCCUGAUUGUAUUAUAGCUAAAUAAUGUUAACAUUAUAUGAUGAAGCCUUUAUAAAUAUGAUGGCUGUGAUAUUUUUAUGUAUUUGAUCUGUAUUGUUGUGCCACUGUGUGGCUGUAGACUGGGGAGGGAGGGGGUAAAUUAUAUCAUGUGUGAAUAUUUGUGUGCACAGGAAAUGGCCCCAGCACACGAGCCUGAAUCCUCUGGAGGACUGAUCUCCACUGACAAUCAUUCAUGAGACCAGCACUGCUCACAGUGACCACACUGUGGCAGCAGAGAGUCCGCUGCUCAUACUCAGCUCUAUGCAAAGACCUGAUGUACAGCAUCAGGCGGGAGUGAAGCCAUGUACGUCUCUACUGUGACAGAGUCAGACCUUUGUGUACUUCCUCUGUGCAGAGGAGCUUAUCUAAGCCGAGGCUUCAAAUGGAUACUAAUACGGCAUGGUUUUCUUUGUUUUCAGUUUGUUCUUAUACCUGUUGCUGCCAUCUAAAGAUUAAGUUUUAAAUAAAGAUGCGAGAUGUUCUGA